Messenger RNA from Lytechinus variegatus (green sea urchin), 3567 nucleotides. RefSeq lists its product as uncharacterized. The transcript has 7 exons. The coding region runs from base 104 to 1309 and encodes 401 amino acids. Lineage: Eukaryota; Metazoa; Echinodermata; Echinoidea; Temnopleuroida; Toxopneustidae. The record is from RefSeq and is a predicted model, not a curated record.
UUAGUAAACAAAACAUUCCCCGGAUAAGGUAGUGUUAAGUAAUUAAAUUAAAGUAAUGAUAUUUUAACAAUAGUUUAAGACUUUAUAAGCGAAAGGAACCGACAUGGCAACGGCAUGCAUUCACAUGCUACCCACACCAGGGGCCAAAUGCGCUGCAAAAGAAAUUAAAAACCAGCACGAGGACAGUUGGGAGAUUUUUCCCGAAGACAAGGCAGCCGGCGUUGACCGCUACGGGAGUUUGUACGCCCAAGACUACAGCUUGGAAUCUAUCAAGCCCAAGAACGGGAAAUCGGCCAAUGUCCCAGCGACGAUAUGGAGGGUGUGGCAGGGUUACCAUGGUCACAUCUCUCCUCCUAGAAACAACCCACAUCCGUCCGUGAUGUUCAUGAACUGGAAGGUUCCUUCUCGCCUCUACAACCAAGAUCCAACUACUACUGCAUUGGCUGGUACACCUCCAGACAAGACAGGCUAUAGUAAAUUCACAGACCACAGAAAAGUGUCCAAGCUUGCCGGUCAGAUCCCGCCGUCGUACCUGACGCGGAAGACCCAUGCCCCCACCACGACGACCCACUUUCCCCCGAAACAAGGGGUGCUUCGUCAGAUGAGAGAGAAGGAGAUGGAAGAACAGAUCAUGAGGGAGAAAUACGCAAUGGAGAAACAGAAACCAAAGGAACCCUCAUCUGGAAUCACGCGGUUCCCUGCCAUGCCGAUGCUAUCGGCAAAGCUCAACGUGAAACAAACAAGUGAUCCACGCGAUGCUGGGGUGAUGCCCGUCCCUAACAACGCUGUGACCAUGUCUGGGAGGAUUAGGAGUGAUAUUACCCAGGAGGAUAAGAAUUAUAUCACCAAGGCUAACAAAGCACCAAGUCAAAACGAAACAGCCAAGGUGGUCAACAAGUGGCUUGAAUCCGCAAGUGACAAAGAGCGUGAUUUGGCAUUCCAAUUUUUUGGCUCUCUUGCUGGCAAGAAGCUCAUGGGCGGUGACCAGGCAUCACCAGAGGGAAGAUCUAAGAAGAGCGCCCCCUGCAACGUUUGUGAUGCAACGAGGCUCAAGGAUGUUCUGGGUGUCCUGAAAACGACUGGAGGGCCUAUCUCCAGCAGUGAUAAAGACCUCCGGCCUGGUGAAUCCAACAGGCGCCGCCUUCGUCUCCUGUCCCCGUUCACACGGCGGCACAAGGAUGAAAUGCAGUCGUGGCACCAUCUACCAACAUUCCGUCACCGCGGCCCUGUAUCCAAUACCAUUGGACUAUUCACACAGCCGCAUAAACCCGUGCAACGCCACUUCACCAUACACCCUGAAUGGGAUUAGACCAUCUCUCAUUUCAAAAUCUUUGUUAAUCUGUGUCUAGCGUAAACAUCUCAAUCUUUUAGCAAGCCUUUAAAGAGAAAUAAGUUUACAACUUUUGAAAGCUAUUUUUUGUUUAUGCAAUGAGGAAAAAUGAUUACUGUGUGAUAAUGCAUAUCUACUAUCGAGAUAAUUUUAUGUAUGACCAACAUAAAUUUUGUACAUAUUUUGAAAGCAAGCAUUAGACUAAAAUAUAGCAUAAAUAACUUUUUAUAUUUUCUACUUUCACUUAAAAUAAAUGUUUCCAAGAUAUCUAAAGAUAACUAUGUAACGUUUUAUGUGAUUUUAAAAUGAGUCAUUUCUUUAAGACGAAUUCCAUCCGAUCACACGUUGGUUUUGUGAUAAAGCAGAAAUAUGAGAGAGAUAUAUUGAUGAACAAGAAAGCAAAAGGUGUAAUGAAAUCAAUCAAAAGUUUGCAAGGUCAUGUUAAAGUUGCAUAUUUGGGGCAGUCUGUUACUCUUGAUGUUGUGAACUCCAAAAAACAGCAAUUUAUGCAAAUUAAUGAUGCAUAUCAAAUCAACGCGCAGCUCAUGAGUCGCAUUACAAAAUGACAACUUUAAAAAUCCACAACUUUCUUUUGAUAUCAUUCUCUCGUUUCUUCUAUAUUAUUACAAAGCAGCUUGGCAGGUGGACUUCUUUAAAUGAUGGUUUUUAAUUCUACAACUGCUAUUUGUUUGAUAAUAUAAGAGGUCACUGGCAUUGCCAGAACUUAUUUUGAAUAUAUUCCGUCCAUUGGGAAAUUGCAGUUGGUAACAUAUAUAUAUGAUUGCUGACGUGUGACUUACAUACUAUAUGUGGGUAUAAUGUGACUAAAUUUUAGUACUUAACUUAUCAUUGGUGGGGGAAACUAAUACUGUAAAGUAAUAAUAAACGUGUUGACAUCAUAGAGUAUAUAAAACAGAAUAAAUUAUACAUGUAUACUUAUGAUCUCGAUUUCAAUGAUCUUUUUCAUUUUUGGUUGAUCCAAAGAUUCUUCUCUUGGAGCGUGUCUCAUUUUUUCUUUCUGAAAUAUUUUAAUCUUCCGCAUACAUGCAAUUUAAUUAUAAUCUUCUUUUUAAACAUCCAGUCAAACAUGAUAUAGCAAGCCACUGGGAAGUUCAAAAUCGACAAAUAUUUUCCGUGAAUGACAGAUCAAUAUUACAUUGCACCUCAUUUAAUUCAACUUUAAAGUUAAAAUGAACACAUUUGGGGUUAAAAUAUAAAUCUUCAUGCAUUUCAUGUGUAACAAACCCCUAUUGAAAAUUCCAGGUCAGUAGACACUGCAAGUUGGUAAAGAUAAGAUGUACAUAAAUCAAAAAUAAAAACAAUACAGGCACUGGAAAAAAAAACUUUUUAAAAUUUUAAUGACGCGAAUGCAUUAUUGGCUUAUUUCAGUGUGCAGAGCAUAUUCACUUGACUUUCGCUAUGUAUUUUUCUGCCAGUUUGAUAUACCAUGUUUGAAUGGAGAAUAAUAUAUGGAUGUCUUGAUACUUCUCCGGCCGAUAUUGAUUAGAUGAUCUUUCAUGACAUGGAAAUUCUUAUUGGACAGUCAUCCCAAAAAGGGUAGUGACAUUUUUCUUUCUUUUGGUUUGUCACUGAAUUUGGAAAGAAAUAGGUCCCCUAUUCAAGUUAAUUCUGGAUCUACCACUGAUCGCUAGUUCCAUACAACCAUCAAAGGGUUAACAUGAAACACCAGAUUUGAAGAGUAAUUCCAUGGUAAAGAAUUUUGAUGAAUAACAUUUUUUAAUGUUCUAGGACCAUCUAAGGCAAACAGGCUGAGGCAACUAGCAAGUGUCUUAAUACUUAAAUGUGUGUGUUAUAAAGCAUAUCAAAUGAUGUUUGAUUUUUUUUUAUAUGUAUUAUUGUAUUUUUAAUAUGUUAUAUUUUGUUUAUAAUAUCUAAAAUGCUGCAUAAUCUGUAGCAUAUGUCAUCACUAACUACAUCACCUUGAAAUCACUAUUAACAUGGCUGAUAUCUAACUCCAAGCUACUAGAGGGUAUUGGUCUUUGAAUCUCAUCACAGAAUUACAUUUACUGAAGUGUUUUCAGUGAUUUGUGAUUGGAACAAAUGGAUCUUUAACUCCUCUUCGCACUUGGAAAUGGGUAACUAAUGGCUGAAUAUGUUAUGUGAACAUUUGUAGUUUAUUCUUAUGUUAACCUAUUUUUAAUUUUGUAAAUAUAUUAUUUUUUCCGGCUCAGAGCACUGGGUGCUUGCUACUUGUAUGUUUGCACAAAUAUAUAACU